Staurois parvus is the source of this 645-nucleotide messenger RNA. NCBI's taxonomy places the organism in Eukaryota, Metazoa, Chordata, Amphibia, Anura, Ranidae. The record is from the annotation of a GenBank genome assembly.
AAGAGGACUGUUUUAAGUUUGAAUUUAAUAUUUGAGUUCACAAUUCCACUGUUUUUUCCCAGAUUUGAGGUGGACAAUGGAAGCAUCUGUGCUAAUAAAAGUCUAUUGUGGGUGAAACAACUAAUGAAGUGCAUUGAUGGAGGCUUGAAUUGUAAGGAUGAUGCCUCCUCAAGCUCUCAGAAAAAGUCUAAGGGUACCAAUGAGAAGCCUCCCACCAGGACAACUAACACUCCAACAACAGCGCCUGUGACCAGCACAAAGCCCUCAACACAAAGUUGGGAUCAGAACAUUGGGCAAUAUACAGAACCAGCAGAACCUGGUGCAGCUACACCAGCAGCAAGCCUUGCUGCCCCCAGUGACUUGAACACCACACUGCUAGACCCCAACAAGGCAAACAAUCUGCCCCAAGGCAAAGAUAAGUCUAUCGAACAUCAAAAUACCGAAAACCAACAGAGUAAGAUGAAACACAUGCAGAUUGCUGUCAUCUCGUUAAUUGCAAUCGUUCUCGUCUUGGUGACAGUUGUUGUCGGCGUAUAUUGCCAGAAGAGGAAGGCCAACAACUUCAAUACACCUUGUGGAAGCAGAACUAUGGAGUACACAGCCGCACCGUCUGAAGCCUCCAUCACAGAGGUCAAUGUUGGGUAG